Molecule: messenger RNA, 1123 nt
Organism: Branchiostoma belcheri (Belcher's lancelet)
Lineage: Eukaryota; Metazoa; Chordata; Leptocardii; Amphioxiformes; Branchiostomatidae
Product: glutamyl-tRNA(Gln) amidotransferase subunit C, mitochondrial
Exons: 5
Coding region: 38-487 (149 amino acids)
Biological process (GO): glutaminyl-tRNAGln biosynthesis via transamidation; mitochondrial translation; regulation of translational fidelity
Cellular component (GO): glutamyl-tRNA(Gln) amidotransferase complex; mitochondrion
Molecular function (GO): glutaminyl-tRNA synthase (glutamine-hydrolyzing) activity
Source: RefSeq, a predicted model, not a curated record
CCAGUCCGUAUUAGUUUAUACAGGUGUGUGGGCAGCUAUGAAUCACUUACCACGGCUGUGCAGGGCGCCUCUUGUUGGCAGGCCUGUUUUACUUGCGAUAACACGAAGGCUUUCGUCCAAGGUGCCCCCGGAGCCUACAUGGGAGGAGGUUGACGAGACUAAACUACCAAAGCCUACGAAGAUCGACAAGGACACCAUUGACCAUUUGGAGAGACUAGCCCUGGUGGACUUUGCCAACAAGGAAGGCAUUAGCAGGCUGGAGGCAGCAAUACGCUUCGCAGACCAGAUGUUCUUGGUGGACACUACUGGCGUGGAACCUAUGGAUUCAGUUCUAGAGGACAGAGAGCUGUACUUGCGAGCUGAUACAGUCACAGAGGGAAACUGCAAGGAUGAAAUACUAAGGAAUGCUGGGAAGGUGGUGGAAGACUACUUUGUGGCACCACCAGGGAACAUUCCUCUACCAAAGAAAGAAGAAUAUGACAGAUGACCAACCUUGUACAGCUUUCACUCUAGACAGUAUUGACACUAUUUUAGAUUGAUAGCCUGUAUUGUAUAGUUUGUAUGACUAUCAGUUACUUGUAUUAGCAUUUAGCUGUCUAUUCAAUGCUCUUUAUGUCUCAUUAUUUCCUAAAGCUCUCAUGCCAUGGUAGAUUACAAGUGUAAGUCAGAGCAAGACAUACUAUUUGGAUUAAACAAUCAUUAUGUUACAUUCUGAGAACUUGUGUAAGAAUCUGAGGUAAACUAAGUUUUAAAGGAAAGAUGAUAACACAAACGUUCUGGUAUAAGAUGAAUUUUAUUGAAGCAUUAAAAUAUUGGUGACUCCUGAAAACGUUACUUUGGUCACAUCCUUGAAGUUGAAGCUGAUACUGUAACCUGAAAUGAAAACGCCCAUACCCAAAACAACCAUUCACCAAAAAUACUGAACUGUGUUGGAUACUGUUAAUAAACAUGUCUUCUAUUCACCCCUGGCUAUUUACAUGCAUUUAGUAAUGGCAAACAUCAGAAACCAAAAGGGUUACAGAGAUGAAAUGGAAGAUCCCCAACCGCUGUAUCAUCUUACUGUUGAUUGACAAAUGAUUGAUGUGACAAAUGAUUAGUAACAAUUUAUCAAACAUAAAAUAGA